GCGAUGAGUCACAGCGGCGGCCGGCGCGGUGGUAGCGGAGGGGCAUGACUGGUACCCAGGUCUCGGUACAUUGAUUAAUUGUGCAGUGAAUGCAAAAUGGCGACUGACAGCAUUGACCUAACCGAUGAAGCUGUGAAGGGCAGCUUUGCCAAGUUGCUGGAUGGAUAUAAAAGUAAGGUGGUGGAACGUGCCAAUCCAAAGCUGAUCAAAAAGAAGAUGACAAAUCCCAAGCUGACUCCAUCGGCAUUCAUGAGGGAGAUGUCUCUCGAUACCAAACAGAAGUUAGCGGCCACUCGUGAGAUGCAUAUUCCUCCCAUUGUUGAACUUCUUGAUAUGACUAACUCCACACUGCAGAAGUAUUCCUCCCUGGACACUGACCAACCAUUAUUUCAGCCAUUCCCUUCAGAAAUUACCUUUCAGAACUAUAAACCGUGUGAAGUCUAUGAGGUACCACUGAGUCUACGCAACCAUGACCAGGUUCCACGAAUGGUUAAAGUUAUUCAGGAAGAUUCUCCAUAUUUCAGAAUCGUCUAUCCUAGUGAUGUCUCUUGUAAAGUGGCACCAGGCAUGGCCACCACGUUCAAAAUCAUUUUCACACCCGAGGAAAACAAGGAUUAUAUCCAUGAGUUGGUCUGUAUAACAGAGAGAGAGAAGUUUCUGGUGCCCGUAAAAGCUAUUGGGGCACGUGCUGUGUUGGAUUUUCCUGACCAGAUCAACUUUUCAGUGUGUCCUGUCAAAUACAACACUCAGAAAACUCUACUGGUUCGGAACGUUGGAAACAGAGAAGCUAAGUUCAUCCUGCAGACCAAAACGCCAUUCCAUGUGGUACCCAUUCAUGGAAAAUUGGAUGCUGGGGAGAGUGUGCAAGUGACAGUAGAAUUUAUCCCUCAGUCUACUGGCAAUCACAGUGAGGAUCUGAUGAUACAUUUGGAUACAGGAGAGGACAUCUUUGUCAAUUUAUAUGGAGCUGCAGAGGAUGUAAAUGUAAGACUAGACAAAAGCUCAGUAAUGAUCGAGAAGACCUACAUAACAUUGGCCAACCAGAGAGUGGUAUCCAUUUGCAACAGAAGCAACAUAAUAGUACACUUCCAGUGGAAAGCUUUUGCAACCCCAGAGGAGGAGCAGCAGCAGAAACUUAGAUUCUUUUCAGAUCUGAUAAGUGAAGAAGAGGAAGUGACAGACUACUUUUUGCAGGAAUGUGCUGAAGACCCUGCUCUACAUGAAAGUAUUUCUAUCCUGUCCCGUACAUUUCUGAAUCGUCGCCGAAUGGUGCAGGAUGACAAGAUGCUGCUAUCUGAUGAUACCUUGUUCAUCGAGCCAGUGGAGGGAGACGUCUGGCCCAAUUCCACUACUGAAAUAAGUAUAAUUUGCAGACCUCAACAAGCAAAGGUUUUUCAGUGGACAGUCUACUGUGAUGUCACAGGUCGGGAGACUCGCUUACCUCUCCGUAUCAAGGCUGAAGGCAUAGGCCCCAAGCUGCUUCUGAAUUUUGACCAGAUUGACAUGGGAUUUAUCAUUAUAAACUCCAAGCACAUGUAUGAGAUGUUGAUGAUGAACAAAGGUGCUAUCCAUGCUGCAUACAGCCUGAUGCCUGCAUUCACUCCGAUUGGCUCCUGCUUCAGCAUUAACCCAAGUUCAGGGUCGCUGUUGCCUGGUGAUUACCAAGUACUGGAUGUGACUUUCAAAUCCAACAUCCUUGGGGAAUUUCAAGAAGAUUUAAUGUUUUCUGUGGAAGGGUGUCCACAACCAAUCAGUGUGACUUUUAAGGGAUGUGUCAUUGGACCAACAUUUAAUUUCAACGUGCCUUCACUGAACUUUGGGGAGAUUUCCUAUGGUUUUCCCAGCACCAUAUCAUGUCGUCUUAUUAACACUUCCAUUGUUGCGAUGACAUUUAAUUUGUGGGUCGCUGGUGACGGAACUGCAGAAGUCACUCCAGCAAGUGAUAAUUACAGCUUAGAUGGCAGAAGGGUGCUUUCUUGGACAAACAUCGGGUAUGGAGUAAAACCCAAAGAGUUCACUAUAAAGCCCAACUAUGGUACCAUCAAGGCCCAGGAGGAAAUGGAGAUUCAGGUAACUUUGUGCUCCAACACUGUAAAGAAGUACGAGUCAGCCCUGGUUGUGGACAUCGAGCAAGUUGGCCAAGAAGUAUUAGCGAUCCCUGUCUCAGCACGAUGUGUCGUUCCUAUUGUGGAGGUGAUUAAUUCACAUAUUGACCUUGGACGUUGCUUUCUCAAGUAUCCUUACAAAUGCUUGAUAAAACUACAUAAUACCCAGGACCUUCCAGCUUGUUAUGGUGUAGUUCCACAGGAGUUGGAUGACCAGCAAGCUGUGGUUUAUUCCAGUCCCAAGCCUUAUGGAAUUAUUGAAUCCUGUCACACUGUUGAGGUUCCUUUAUUAGUGGAACUACAGAGCCUUGGAGAACAAAGUGCAGAACUGUCUAUUGCCAUAUUUGGCCAAAGUUACCCUCCCCUUCAAGUCCACUUAACCUGCACAGGUGAGGGUCCAGUAGUCCAAGUCACUUGCACAGAGAUUGACUGGGGGAAGAUCAAUGUCCUGUCUGAUGUCCCCAAGACCUUCGGCCUGUCUAAUGAAUCCCUCGUCCCAGCCAACAUCACAGCCAAAAUGGCAAUGGAAAACUCGAAAUGGCGUUUGCUACCCAGUGAAACUGUGAUUCCCCCUCUUGGUCACGUAGAUAUGACUAUUGUGGCACAUCUUGAUGACACCAUCUGGUCUGAAGACAAGGUGAUCUUAUUAAUAGAGGACAGUCAUGCAAAAUGCAUCCAUGUGCAAGCCAAGGGCACAGGAUGUACCAUUGUAUCUAACAAACCGUUUGGACCACAUCUUAACCUUGGAUCACUAUUCAGUUCUCAAGUUUGCCACUAUUCAGUUAAACUGACAAACCGUGGACGGCGACACCAUCAAAUAUACUGGAAGACAGAAGGUUUUCCUCUCAUUUUUAAACCUUCUCCACAGAAACAGCCUAUGUCUCUUGAUAUGAAAUAUAAAAUUUCUCCCCCUCCCAAAGGGCAAUAUGUUCCCAGCUUCAGAGUCAGACCUCUGCGUAUGGACCUUGAGCCAGGUCAAAGUGCUCUUCUGGUGUUAGAAGGAGAAUCAGACAUGCCACAGGUUGUCCGUGGUCAGCUGGUGGGCAGCGCUAUCAUUGGGAAGCAGUUUGGGAAGGAGAAAAUAAAAACUGUGAACAUCCUCUGUGAAUUCAUUGGACCAAUCCUGGAGCUUUCGACAAAGCAGUUGAACUUCCGUGUAGACAAGCUCCAGCAUGAGCAGCUUGUUCCUCAGUACAAGUCUCUUGCUUUGAAGAAUGUCUCUCCAUUGUCACUGACCCUGAAUCUCAGCACAAAUGGACCAUUCACAAUCGUGGAGAAACAGAAUGAAGAGGCACUGAUCCCUUCAAAGAGUGUGAAAGUGGAUGUCGGUGAGAACCUAGAGCUGUUCAUCCAGUUUGAUCCAUCUUACAAGAAUGACUUGUACACACGUGAAGUUGAGGAGAUUCUUUCUAUACAAUACUUAGAGCACCCACAUGUGGACUAUGUGUCUUUGAGGGGAGAGGUUAACUUCCCAAAUUUGCACUUUGAAACCACUACAGUGGAUUUUGGCUGCAUCCUGAAUGAUACAGAGAUGGUACAGCAUGUGACGAUGACCAAUUGCAGCUCACUAUUAGUAAGAUAUCGUUGGUCUUUCCUUUCGGAUGAUUCGGUAUACCAACACAGCAGUUCACCUGUCUGCAGAAGAGGUACAGAAACAGAGCAGCUGAAAACAAAUGAAAGCAACAAUCGAACAAAACUCACAGAUGAAGCUUCCAUUCAGGAAUCUGCCUUGCUUACUGAGGAUGAUGACAGAACUCUUUCAAAUUAUAUAAUGAAUUUCAAUCAGGAGGAGCAGACUUAUGCUGAAAACGAAACACAGGAGGAUGUUGGAUCACCCAAAGAGAGCUCAAGUAUUAUCUCAAAUAAAGGACAAAAGGAGAGAUCAUCAAACCUGGUUGGUUCAGAGCUACUACCUGAAGACCAGACUGAAGAUAGCAAGUGUCUUCUCAGGAGCUGUAACAAAGAGCAAAAUGAUGCCGUGAUGGGUGUGGAGCAGGUAUUUGACAUCCUUCCAUUGUUUGGUGUUCUACAAGCCAAUGAAAGUCAACGAAUGACCUUUACAUUUUAUGGGCACACGAACGUCAGCAGCAAGGUGAAAGCAGUGUGUGAGGUGGAAGGUGGGCCAGUGUAUGAGAUAACCCUGAAAGGAGAGGCAUCGUUUAUCAAGUAUGAAUUUGACAGAAAAAUGAUUGACUACGGCCAUCAGUUAUUUAACCAUGAUGCUGUGACUGAAAUUACCCUGAAGAACACAGGAAAGGUUGCAUUUGACUUCACUGUUUUGAAUGCAGCACAGACAGCUGACAAAGAACCUCAGCCGGGAGUACCACUCAUUACACCUUCCAUGGGUUGCAUUGAAGCCAAUGCUGAGCAGCAGUUGCAGGUUACUUAUUUACCAGGAGUACCUGAGAUCUUUUAUAAGAGCUUCGAGAUUCAGAUUUCUCAUUUUGAACCUGACAGCAUCACCGUGAAAGGAGAGGGGACUUUCCCAAGGAUUUACCUGGACCUACCCCGAUGCAUAAAAGGAAAUGAGACAUAUGAGGCAUUCCUGAAGAAGGCAAAGGAAGCCAUAGAGACAGAGACAUCGGAGUGCAGCCUGCUCCACCGUCCUGAGACGAUAGCAGGAGAACUGGGUGCAGCCAACUCCCUCUCUUCUUAUGAUACCUUGCUGCAGAUGGAGGCUGAUCGCCUGUUAAUUAAAGAGUACAGUCUUGUCCAGGAGUCGAUUCUUUCUUCAUAUAGUGGUGUGUCUAGAGAGUGUCAGUAUCCUCGCAGCUGUCUCUCCAGAUGUCCUCUGCCUGAGUUUUUCCUGGAUUUUGGUUUUGUAAUCCUCGGCACUGUGAAGAAACAUAUUGUCAAGAUUACAAAUACAGGGUUUUUGCCAGUAUCCUUUCACACUGACCAACAUGCUCUUAAGAAUACAGGUUUCAGCACUGAGCUACAUAGAGUAAAGAAUCUGCCCUGCUGUGAAACAGAGACUUUUGAAGUGCGGUUUGAUCCCCGGAGUGCAAACCUCGGUACUGGAUACGCAAAGGCUUUGAUAUUAAUACAGGUUGUAGGUGGACCAACAGUGAAAGUCAUCUUGCAAGCUACAGUGACAGAGCCAGACCUGACUGUCUCCAGUGAGCAACUGGACUUCGGCAGCGUGCAGUGUGGGCAGUGUCAAGUUAUAACUAUUCAACUGUACAAUCGCCUGCAAGUCCCCUGUGAAUGGUCUUUUACUGAUACCAGUCUUGUGAAGCAAAAGCUUGAUAAGCAUGUUCCCCUGUACUUGCGAUCCAAACGACUGAAAGAGUUAAAGCGGCCAUCCUACGUGUUUGUCAUGCUGCCUCCUUGCGGUGUGAUCAAUGCUGGUGAGAGAGUCAAUGUGCAAGUGACAUUCACACCUACAGAGGAGAAACUUUAUAACCAUCGAUUGGUGUUGAACUUGGCACAGAGCAGUAACCGGGUGCUGAUCAUGGCCCGCGGUCAAGGGCUGGAACCUCGCCUAGACUUUUCUACCACUGUGCUGGAACUGGGCCCAAUUUUACCAUAUGGUACAGAAGCUGAGAGGACGGUGAUUGUGAAGAAUCCCUGUAGCUUCCCAAUUGAAUUCUAUUCCGUGGAAUUUGAUGAGAGGUACCUGGAGGAAGAAAAGGUUCUGAGGAUGACGAGAGGCUAUAGUUCACUUAAUACACUGUUGCUGCCACCUAGACAACCAGGCAAGAAACUUCCAAUGGAAUUAUUUGAUUACUAUAAAGAACAAAUCCUAAUGCAAGCACAGGAACAAGCAAAGAUGAAAAUCCAGGAGGGCACUGAAGGAGAAAAUGAUGUACAAGAAAGUGAAGUUGAAGAGAAGCCAUCUGAGCAGACUGAUAAGCUAGAAUGGCAAGUUACUUCAGAAAACAUCAGACAACCAAGUGAAAGUGAUGUAUCCUCAAGGCCAGCAGCUGCCUCACCUCUGGAGGAGAAAAAGGUGCCUGAAACGGAAGCAGCUGAAAAAGCCAAAGGUGAGAAGCCGGAACCUACUAUUAGUGUUGGUGUUGGAGAACUGGAAGCCACCCCUGUAUCCAUGGCUCUGGGCAGAUACCUUGGACUGGACUUGUCUCCUGAGGCAUGUGGUGCCCGGAACCGUAGAGGCAUUGCCUUCAUUGUACAUGGAACUCCUUGCUCAGGAAAAACAACAACUGCCAUCUUCCUUGCAAACCACUAUCAAGUUGCCUACUUAACCGUAGACUCCAUUGUACAGGAAGCAGUUUCAAGUGGCACCUCAUCAGUAGCUUUGCAGGCUCAGGAAUUAUAUGCCAAAGCUACUCUGGAGCAGAUGCUAAAGGAGAAUGAAGAGGCACAUCAGGAAGGAUCCACACAGCUGGGAGGCAUCAACCCUGAUGCAGUAAUCAAGCAAGCACCUAACAGCAGCCCAGUCUCUGAAGUCAAACCUGCAUCAGCAGCAGCCAAUGCCCAGACAAAGACCAGCCAAGUCACCUCAAGGACAAGCCACAUUAUACCAAAACAGCAAACUGACUACAUGACUUCACAGAUUUCCACAAACAUGCAAGUUGUACAACAGCCUGUGAGCAUCACCACCAGCCAGAUUGGAGAUGCCAAUCCAAUAAGCUUUCCGUUGCCAGAAGACAUGUUAGUGGAGCUCCUAACAGAGAGGCUACAGCUGAACGACUGUUGCCAAGGGUUUGUAUUUGAUGGACUGGAGAAUCAGCACAGUAACAACGAAACCUCUACCCUCCUAGCUGUCCUAAAAGCAAUUAACAAUCGACGCCACAUCUACUUUAUCACCCUCAGUCAGGACUAUGCAUUAAUGAAAAUCAAAAAGAAAGCCAAACUUCAAGCGGAAGAACAGUUAGCAAAGGAGGAAGCAGAGAAGGAGAGGACUUACCUGAAAGAGUUGGAUGAAGACGAAUAUGAAGCUUUGACAGAGGAACAGAGAGCAGAGUUUGAUUUUAAACGUACCAGCUUAUUCCGAGAACGGAGAGAGAAGGUUUUGAAUGAGAUUCACGAGCGACAGCUCAUGAAGCAGAAAGAGAAAGAAGUAAUGGAGAGGCUGCGGGAGGAAGAAGAACUGAAGAAAAAGUCCAAGAAGGGAAGAAAAGAAGUGAAUAUCAAGGAAGACACAAAGAAAUUGCAGAUGAGCACAAAGAUGAACACAAAUAUUACAACUGUGAAGACAGAGGCCCCUGAAACCAAAGCUGCCAGUACAGAGCAUCAUGAAUCCAUCCAAAUAGAGCAUGUGGAAACAGAAGAAGGAACCAGAAAGAGAAAGUCCAGGGAUGUUAGAAUAAGUCAAGCAUUCGGGGAAAAGUCCAAUUUAUUCCAAGAAGAUGAAGUGACUUCAAGCCCAGGCAAACAGCUUUACCUGAGAUUUCAGAAGUAUGAGCGUAAUCGGAAGAAAAUCUCCCAAAUUUUGGAAUUCUGGGACAGAGUGCAAGGAACCAUUGUUCUCCCACCAUCUGAGGAUGGCCAGAGUGCAGGAGAGGAGCAGUCCAUGGAACGGCCUGUCCCCUCCAGCAAAAAGGGAAAGAAAGAUCGACACGAGAAGCUGGAGAAAGAAAGGGCUGAGAAGGAAAGAGCAGAGAAAGAAAAGGCUGAGAAAGAACGCCUGGAAAAGCUCAGAGAGGAGAAAACUAUCAGUUCCCCACAGUCUGAUGGAGAAGCUGUGGAAAGUACAGAGAAGGAAGAAAGUAUUGGAGUGCCUCAGGUCAGGGUGUCUGCGAAUGAUCCAGAGGAAAAUAUUGGGAAAACAAUCCUAGACAGUGGCAAAAUACCAUCAGUAGAAGAGAUUCUGGACAGUUUAGGCUUGGGUCCGAGUGGCCCCCCUAUUCCACCAGCUGCCUUGUUUUCAGUGGUGAGGUACCCUGUGGAACGCAGGCCCAGUUCAGGGCAGGACGUGCUGAGCCACUUCUCGCUUUCAUCAAAGACAGAAGAACAAAAAAAUUUAUUUGAAGAUAAGAAAGAGUCUGAACUUGAGCAGGAAGUGAUGGUCCCAGUGAUUAAGGAAGAGGCAGCAGUUCAACAGAAAGGGAAAUCUAAGAAAGACAAAAUAGAGAGAGCUGAGGAUAAACGGCGACCUGGUGGUCACCGGAAGGGCCGGCGUGAUUCUCGCUCCUCCAUUGUUGGUGCACCAUCACCUCUGUCGGACGUUGACCACAGCAGUGGGUUUGAAGAAACAGCCAAAGAGGAGACCACAGCAGUCCGAGCCCCUCCUUACCGCUGGAUCGUGCAACCUGGUGAGGAGGUUGCCUUACAAGUGAAUUUCAGUUCAGUGGAAUGUGGGACAUUUGACCAAACUCUGAACUUUGAACUUCUGGGAACACAAAGGUGCUACAAGCUGUACUGCAGAGGAAUCUGUACCUUCCCAACUAUAAGCCAGGAUCCCAGAGUGGUGUUCAGACAUCGGAUAAAGAGUUUGAAACAGCAGGAAAUCCCUCGGAAGAAGUACGUUAUGAGCACAGGGGUGUUUCAGUUUGGAGCAUUGCUCUGUGGAAUCACUAGGGAAAGGUACAAGGAGGGCCAACAUCCAGAAAACAGGGAGAUUAUCAAAGUUGUGAAUACGUCAUCAAUGGAAGCUGAAGUUUUCUUCUGUUAUCAGCAUGAUAUUAAAGCUGCCACCUACCUCGUAGAUCCACCAAGUCUGACACUCGCAGCUCAUCAAGAAAGGGACAUCACGAUCUGGGCCUAUCCAACCAGCCCUGGGAAAUUUGAUGACAGUCUUGUCUGUUGUAUACGAGAAAAUCCCGAACCGGUCCUCUUUAAGGUUUCCUGUUAUGGAGUCCGUGCGGAGCUGGAGGUUGACCGCAAACAGCUGCACUUUGACAAAAUUAUUCUUCACAGGAAAGACACGAAGAGCCUCGUCAUGCGGAACAUUUGCCUUUUGCCAGUGGCCUGGAGAAUCACUGGGCUGGAGAAUUUGGGUGAUGACUUUUCUCUAUCUCACGACCAGGGAGUCAUCGAACCCAAAGCUGAAUUUUGUGUGCAUAUGCAUUUCAGAGCCACAAGACAGAUGAAUCUACGGAAAUACAUUCGACUGGAGGUCUACGACGCAGAGAACAUUAUCGGCAUUGUUCAGACAGAAAAUAUCCUGGUCCUUGCAGAAGCUUAUGAUGUGGCACUGGACAUCACUUUCCCUAAAGGUACAGAUGGCGGGAUUGAUUUUGGUAUCAUCAAAGUGAAUGACACUGUGAAACAGACCAUCACCUUGAAGAACAAAGGCAAAUAUGAGAUUGGUUACAAAUUUCAUCUACAACCAACAAAAUGUGACAUGCCGGAUCUGAAUUCCCUGUUCAGUAUUCAGCCAAUAAAAGGCUCUCUGUCUCCCAAUGAUCGUCCCAGUCACAUCUACAUCAACUUCCACAGCAACGUCAGCACUGAGAUCAAGGAUGAGCCCGUUCUCCGCUGCCAGGUGAUUGAACCCACCCUGGGUGAAGGAGGAGAAAUCAUUGCCAGUAUUCCAGUGAAAAUCUCCAUCCAUGCUGUCUUCAGUACCUACCAGAUCCUACCUGCCAAAGAGGUUAACUUUGGCACAGUGCUGGUGGGAGGCCGCAGAAGCCGGACCUUCAUACUUGAGAACACUGGAGAAUUUGACUUCAAAUACUUUAUCUUCAAAAUGCCUGCCAUGCCAUCACAUCAGUCAAAGAAGAAUACCAGCGUCUUAAAGUCUGGAAAGGCCAACGACAGAUCAAGCUCAGUGCGAUCCAACGUAAUGCUGAAACAGAAAGAACAAACAGCUCAGGCACGUUUGACUAUUGGAAUGUUCACUGUCUUCCCUGGUUAUGGUGUGGUGUCUCCUGGAGCCCAGCAGACCAUCACAGUGGAAUGCUCUGGAGAUCAGAUUGGGAAGCAUGAAGAGCUCUUGAGUAUUGAUGUUACUGACCGGGAUCCAAAAGACAAUCCCUCUGGUAUUCCUUACUGGUUGGUCAUCGAAUGCUGUGCACCAAGUAUUGUGGUGGAUGAUAUUCGUUCCAUCUUUGAGGAGCAUUUUAUUUGUCAGAACAUCAACCUCCACCAGUGCUUACAGAUUGUGGAGACCAGUGGAAUCUAUGUAGAGGAUGAGAAGAAAUUCCUCUUUCAUAAUGUACAUGUUGGCGAUCAGGCUGAAGCCCGCUUGAAGAUUAUCAAUGUGGGCAAAGUAUCUGCUGAUGUGGUGGUGUCUGUCAAGCCAAUUUCUAAUAAGAUCACAGCCCGCAUUGUUGACAUAUUUGAUGUGGAGCCAAUCCGGAUGAACGUCCCCAGUUAUGGUCAUAAAUUUGUAACCAUCAGGUUCAGCCCUCAGACAAUGCAGAAUUACCACUGCAUAUUCGAAGCCAUGGUGGAAGCAGCUGCUGGUAUUCCUAAAGGCAAAUCCCUGCUGUUUGAUAUUGUCGGAGAAGGCAACCUGCCAAGAAUUAAUAUCCUUCGUCCACUUCUGCGUAAUAAGAUAGGGAAUCCUUUGCUUAUAUACUCACGUUUACUGCUGGGUCAGACAGAGAAGCUGCCUGUUGUCUUGAAAAAUGAUGGUACCUUACCCGCACAGGUAUCGAUCAAUCUUUCCGAUGACUGUGGAGUGUUUUCUCUGAAGCAAUGCAUUGGUACUAAAUGUCUCUAUCCUAAGGAAAGUCACAUCAAAGAAGAGGACCCAAGCAGAGUAAGGGAAAGUUGCAUGCUCACUAUCAAACUUAACAGUGGAGAAGAAGCAAUGUUUGAUGUUGCCUUCAAACCAACCAUGGCUCAACGUUUCGAUGGAACACUCUAUCUCACUAUAUUCAAUAACCAAUAUGAGGAUACCAUUAUACAUCUGGUUGGUGAGGGUUACCAAGAUGAUGUCACUCUGGACAACAUCCACGGACUAUUGCAAAGUGGUGAGGAAGAAAACAUCACUAGUUUUCUGGAAGACAAAGAGAUUGAAGCAACACACUUGAACCACAUUCAGUUUGGAGACUGCCACAUCAGCAAGCCUUAUCAGGUGACUUUCACAAUGACCAAUCGAAGUGCAACAGAUGUGGUCCGAUUUCACUGGUUCUCAGACAUCAAAGAACUUAAGAUCUCUCCACAGUUUGGCCAUCUGCAUGCUGGAUGUGCAAAGGAUAUGACUGUGACAUUAAAGUCUGACCUACCAAUUACGUACAACAGUCAAGCUGUAAAAUGCAUGAUGUCGAAGAUUAUCUUCCCAGUGCCUGUUGAUCAGGUUCCAGAUUGGGAUAAUCGUCUCAGUGUCGUGAAGUGGAUUGAUGCUGGCACUGGGGUACGACCUGCCAAGAAGAAGGUGGUGGAGAUUGAUCCAGAACCUGUCCAUAGUGUUUUAGAAGACAGUACCCAGGAGCUGGAACUGAAGAUCAGUGCCAUGGUGGAUUACAGUAACUUUGAAUGUCUUUGUGAUAGCAUUAUCUUCAAGGAUACACUACUGCACCAGAGUCGAAUCUAUGUAAUCGUGCUGGCUAACAAAGGUGCCGGAGCACUGGAGUACUCCUGGAAGGUGCUGAUUAAUGGACAUGGUGGAGGAGAGAACAUUCAAGCAGCUACGUCGGUUCUUGGCACAGAUACACUGACGGGGGAGGAAUAUGGAGUAGCUUCAAUGAGUUCAUUGAUUGCUGAUCCACUGACCAAGUCCAUUCAGGCCGUGAGCAGGGCCAGCACUGCUGCCGAAAGCCCUUCCACUCGGGCUCCUGCGGAUCUUGACAAUGCACCCUUCACAGUGGAGCCACCUAGUGGAACAAUUGCAGCAACAGGGGCACAAGAAUUCACAGUCAAGUUUGCACCAUUGGAUGUUGGCGAAUUUGAGGCAUUGCUCAUCUGCAGAAUCCCAAACUUAAAGACGAACUCACAAGGUCAUGAAAUAGCCGUGCAAGGCCGCAGUCUCCUACCAUACUGCCAUUUUGAGCUGGAAGACUCCAAUUACCUCAGCAGCCACAGGCGCAAACCUGAAUUAAGUGGCCCAUGGAAUACCCAUCCAGGGAUACCUCUUGACCCCAACACACGUGUAAUCGAGUUUCAAACCGUGGGACUCAACACAGUCAUUAAGAGAUCCUUCUAUAUAAUGAACCCAACAAACAUAGACUACUCCUUCCAGUGGAUGUAUGAGAAUGUGCCAGUUGUACAAGUAGAACCAUCAUUCAGCUGUCUGACAGAAACGGGGUUUAUCUUAGCCGGGAAGAAGACGGAGGUCACCUUUGAGUUUGUGUCUCAGCAACUGGGCAUCACUGAAUCAUUCUGGAGCUUCAAGAUUCCCCAACUCAACAUCUCAGUGCCUUUCUUGCUAUGUGGCGAUGCCAGUGAGCCCGCAGUCUCGUUUGAUCGCUCCCAUGUCAACUACAAAUGUGUCUUGUUAGGCCAGAAAGCGCGUAAGACUGCCUACUUGAUCAAUAAUGAAGCCACUCCGUUCAGCUUCCAUUUCAAGGAGGUCACAGCCCACUCAGAAGGAUAUGGGUGCCGCCUUGUUAUCGAGCCAAUGGAGGGGAUUGUUCUCCCUCACAGCAGAUUACCCGUCGUUUUCUCCUGCUCUGCAACCGCUGAGGGAGAGGUGAACUUCAAUGUCGUAUGUGAUGUGAAGACAAAGGUGGCACCCCUGAACUUAAAUGUAAAGAUGCAUGUUUACAGCAUGAAUGUUGUAGUGAAGUGUGAAGCCAGUGAUGGGACUGUGACUGAACUCAAUCAACAGAGUGUCAAUGAGAUUGCUUUUGGAGAGGUGGAACUGAAUGACCGCAUCUGCUAUUACUUCAUCAUUGCAAAUAAUGGGGAUCUUAACUUUGACUUUGAAUGGGAGCUUUCAGGACCCCCGAGAUCUCUCAGCUGUUUCAAACUAACUUGCAAGGAAAGAAGUGUUGAAGCAGGAAAUAGUGUCUCAUCAAAGUUCGAGUUCCAGCCAGAUCACAAAUUGCUGCUUGAGGACGUGAAGCUAACACUGCAGAUACUGAAAGGUCCUCGUUUUGCCUGUGUGCUCACUGGGUACACAGUGUCUCCAAGCAUCCACUUGUCUUUUACAACAUGUGAUUUUGGGGUGUGUUUCAUCUAUAAUGCUGGCAUGACACCUCAUAAGAAAAUCCUGAUCAUCACCAAUAAACAGGAGCAACCAGUCAGCCUGGAGUGCUUGUUCCCCACUACCUCCUACCUGGAGGUAAAAUUCCAGCCCUGCACUCUGGCACCAAAGAAAAGUGUGCAAGCUGUCAUUACCUUCUACCCGAGAGAGCCAAUCAGGUACAAGGAAAAGGUCACCUUUGCGAUGAAUGGACUCAGCUACCAAAAUGUCCAGAUCCUUGGCCAAGGGACAGAGAUGAAGGUUGAAGUUGCCAUUCCCAAGAACAAGGUGGUUUAUUUACAGCCUCUGAGGGUUGGACAGACUGUGAGGAAAAUCGUGCCGAUAAUCAACAGGAGCCUGGCACCUGUGAAUUUCAUUCUCUCCAUGACUCCUAACCAACAACUUCUUCAGAACACCAAGGUUCUAAGCCUAUCACCAAAAGAUAAGAUCACGCUGAAAGCACAGGGGGGCUCCUGCAAUGUUGCAGUCACCUUCUCCCCAGUCUGCCGGAUUCCCGAGUUUGCCGAAGAAGUGAGAAUGGAGUUGCCAGGUGUUUCCAAGGCUCUCUUUGUGAUCCGAGGAUGCUGCCAGGCAACCGAGAUCGUACUGGACCAGGACUGCAUCACAUUUGGGGCCGUGAUCCUCCGCAGCAAGGCAACCCGGCUGGUCAUGUUGAAGAACAUUGGCGAUAUUGGUGCCAGCUUUAGGUGGGAAAUUGAAAAAAUUAAGCCACACUUCUCAAUCAGCCCUGUGGAGGGUUAUCUGUCGCCAGGAAUGGAGGUGUCCUUGCAGGUGGAAUUCCAUCCUGUCGCUGUGAACACAGACAUUCGUGUGCAAGACCUGAACUGCUUCAUUGAAAGAGCCAAAUCCCUCCAAAUCCACCUAACAGGAUCAUGUGUGCCGGCAUCAGCCAUGAAAGAGGUGAUCAGUUUCAUUUGCAAUGUUCGGACUAAACAGACACAUGCCAUUCAGCUGACAAACCGCACCAACCAGAUCUGGAACCUGUGGCCAAUAAUUGAAGGAGAAUAUUGGAUGGGAGCAAAGAAUAUAAUCGUGCAGCCUCAUCAGCAGAACCAUCCGUAUGAGAUUACAUACAGGCCAUUGACAAUGUCUCUCGAUGGCAAGAAACAUCAGGGCUCAAUCUUCUUCCCAUUGCCGGAUGGUGCAGGACUGCUCUACAUGUUACAAGGAGUAGCUGAACCACCGAAGGCUGUUGCAGUCAUCAACCGUGAGGUCCCUUGCAAGACCUCGCACACAGUUAUAUUCUCCAUCAGCAAUUGGCUGCACAGUGCUCAACGGUUCCGAGCCAUCACAGAGCUGAUCAAGCCGGAAUGGUUGGAGAACACCACCACGUUGAAAGGCCUGGACUAUGUAGAUGUUCCUGGAUCUUCCCAGCGGGACUACAGGCUCAACUUCUACAGUUACAAGGAGACAAACAUCUCAGUGAAGAUGAUCUUCCGUAAUGAGACCACUCUUGAAUAUCUGUUCUACAUUCUAAACAUUAAGUCGACACCUCCUGGGAUAAUCAGCACCAUUGAGUUGACGGCGCCAGUUCGUCAGAGUACCUCCGGCAUGGUGGAAGUUGAAAACCCACUCACUGUCCCAACUGUAUUCAGCACCGAGUGUAAACUGACGGACAUCAUUCUCCCAGCACAACUGAUAGUCCCACCACAGGCCAAGGGUGUACUGACCUUUGAAUACCAGCCCCUGAGAGAGGGUGAAAGCAGCGGCCGCCUCACAUUGAACAACAAUGAGCUGGGAACCUUCCAGUAUGAAUUGGUGUUGAGAGCGGGGCCCGCUGGGCACGAGAGGCCUGUGUACUUCCGUACCACCCUUGGCAGUUGCCAGGUCCUUGGCGCCAAGUUUACCAACCUCUCCCGUCAGAAGCUUGAGUACCAUUGCAAGGUUGACAAUGCCGAAUUCCUGGUGGACAAGAGUAUCACCGUCCACCCAGCCUCCCCAGGAGGCUCAGAAGUGAGUGUGGACGUGACCUAUGAGCCUCUGCAACUCGGUGAAUCCAGAGCCACUCUCAACAUUGUCUCUCCCAUUGGGGGCAAGUACAGCAUACCCUUGUUUGGCUUCUGCCUUCCCGCCAAACCUCAGGGCCCCUUCACUAUUCGAGCCGGUUCCACCACUUCCAUCCCAUUUAAGAACAUCUUUCCGCAGGUCAAGACCUUCUCCUUCCAGCCGGACAAUCCAAUGUUUGCCUGCAAGUCCACAGAGACACUUCGGCCGAAGAAAAGCCACUUUGUGACUGUCAGCUUUGAAGCAAGCGCUAACACUCCAAGAUCACCCGUCAUCGGCAAGUUGGUGGUGUCCUGUCCGCAGUCAGAGGGGACGUCCACUGUGAUAUCCUGGAUCUAUUACCUAAAGGGAGUUAAUCCAGAUAAAUGAGAGGGGACACCUCUCAUUGAUCUCCAAUUUAAAGCUCAGAUUGGAUCGAAUUCUUCUCAGUGCAAAGUUAUCAUUGAGACUGUUCUUAUUGCAAUGUGUGUAUGGUUAGUCAAUCUCAUGAGCCAUCGCAAUGUCACUAAUAAGCACCAAAGCUUGAAAUGAUCUGGGUCAUUUUAGCCCUAUGUCACGAUUAACUGGCUGCAUAUAUUCUUGCUUAUCAUUCACAUCUAAAGGCAUCAUACCUUCAGCAAAAGAGAUGUCAUUAAGUUAUCAUUAAACUUUAUUAACAGGCCAUACUACCAAACAUGUUGCUUUUUAUUUUUAUAAUUCAAUUCAGCUUUAGCUCAAAAAAAACUUUUAUUAUUGUCUCAUCAUUUCUCUCUCUAAGCCUUACCACCUACCGCUGAGCCAACAAGUAGUCACCAUCUUCUCCAUUUUGGCUGGAGUUCUAGGUCCAGGCCCCAUCUGUUCUGGCUCCUUUCCUUUCAACGUCAGAUAAUCAGAUUUCUCUAAUGUUUUCAAGUAAUUUUUUCCUUAUUUUCUCCAGUGACGUGACAAUAUGCAUCAAUAAUAAACAUCUAUCCUUCUUGCUUAGUUUGGAUCGAUAAUCUGUCAUUUUAAAUGCAUGCAAUAAAUAAAAUAGUAUUGGAUUGCU
Molecule: messenger RNA, 16132 nt
Organism: Hypanus sabinus (Atlantic stingray)
Lineage: Eukaryota; Metazoa; Chordata; Chondrichthyes; Myliobatiformes; Dasyatidae
Gene: hydin
Product: HYDIN axonemal central pair apparatus protein
Exons: 86
Coding region: 97-15477 (5126 amino acids)
Biological process (GO): cilium movement; axonemal central apparatus assembly
Cellular component (GO): axoneme
Source: RefSeq, a predicted model, not a curated record